Molecule: messenger RNA, 1197 nt
Organism: Ogataea angusta
Lineage: Eukaryota; Fungi; Ascomycota; Pichiomycetes; Pichiales; Pichiaceae
Exons: 1
Coding region: 1-1197 (398 amino acids)
Biological process (GO): sphingolipid biosynthetic process; inositol phosphoceramide metabolic process
Cellular component (GO): inositol phosphoceramide synthase complex
Molecular function (GO): inositol phosphoceramide synthase activity
Source: RefSeq, a predicted model, not a curated record
AUGAGUACGAUCUCGUCGUUCCCCGGAACAAAGAUCGGGUACAAUCCCAUAAAGCUCAUACUACGACUCUAUGCCGAGUUUUUGGCCGCUAAAAAACAGAACAACAUGCUGGUCGAGCUUAACCACGACUUCAAACCCACGCUGAAGCACUUUAGAAACCUCUCCAGAACCGCAGUCAUUAAUCUCAGCAUCCUCGGCUCUGUGUUUUUGUUUGUGCUAUAUGUGCUUCCAAUCUCCUUCUUGCUCAAACUUUUGCUGGCCCUUGGACUCGGCCUUCUAAUAACCGUCCCAAUAUUGUCGCAGUUCUUCCUGUUUGGUCUUCCGAUCCUUGCGUGGGUGUUUUUGUUCUUCUCGGCAGGAAAAAUCCCAACCAGCUGGAAACCGCCCAUCAGUGUGAAAAUCCUGCCCUCGAUGGAGACGAUUCUGUACGGCGACGACCUGUCGGACGUGCUGGCGUCGUACACGUCCAAACCUCUGGAUUUUGUCGCUUGGUUUCCGUACGGAAUAGUGCACUUUGCAGGCCCGUUCGUUGUGGCUGCCCUGGUCUGGCUCUUUGGCCCGCCAACCGCCCUGCGCUCGUUCGGGUGGUCGUUCGGGUACAUGAACCUUGUGGGCGUGGCGAUCCAGCAGAUCUUCCCGGCCGCUCCUCCGUGGUACAAGAACCUGUACGGACUGCAGCCGGCCAACUACGCCAUGAAGGGCAGUCCCGGAGGCCUAGGCCGUAUGGACGGCUAUUUUGGGGUCGAUCUGUACACGACGAAUUUUAGCAACGCCCCGGUCAUUUUUGGCGCGUUCCCGUCUUUGCAUUCGGGCAUUUCCACGAUGAACGCGCUGUGGCUAUCAUACCUGUUUCCCAAGUACUCUGCGUACUUUGCGUGCUACGUGUGCUGGCUGUGGUGGUCCACGAUGUACCUGACCCACCACUACUUCUUUGAUCUCACUGCCGGCUCUGUUUUGGCGGUGACGUUCUUUUUCGUUGCCAAAUACCAGUGGCUGCCGUUGAGAAAAGCCGAGUGUUUCUGCCGCUUUAAUUAUUACCGACUCGAGUACGAGGACACGCUGCAGAACGACCCGCUGAACUACGAGGCGCGCCUCAACAUGAACGACGCGGUGGAGCUCGACGACGUCACGUCCAGUGGCGAGUCGACCCCCGUGGACGACGACGCGACGGUCGAGUCGAGUCUUUUUACAGCCUAA